Lacerta agilis (Sand lizard) is the source of this 1798-nucleotide messenger RNA. RefSeq names its product proline-serine-threonine phosphatase interacting protein 1 (gene PSTPIP1). The transcript is spliced from 15 exons. Gene Ontology annotation, cellular component: cytoplasm; plasma membrane; actin filament. Gene Ontology annotation, molecular function: actin filament binding. The coding region runs from base 135 to 1361 and encodes 408 amino acids. Lineage: Eukaryota; Metazoa; Chordata; Lepidosauria; Squamata; Lacertidae. Gene Ontology annotation, biological process: actin filament polymerization. The record is from RefSeq and is a predicted model, not a curated record.
CAAGCUGCAAAGUAGAGCAUUCCUCUUUCGGCUUCCGUGUGCUUGGCAGCCAGAGCCAACUGGGCUCCUCUCCGUCAAAGUUUUGGUGCUGUGGGGCAAGCCUGCCCAAAGGGGACCUUUUCCAGCAGCUCCUCAUGACACACCUGCAGUUCAAAGACGCCUUCUGGUGUAAAGAAUUCACUGUCCAUGCUGGUUAUGAUGCGCUUCUACAGCGACUACUGGAUGGGAGGAAGAUGUGCAAGGAUGUGGAGGACCUCAUCAAGCAAAGGGCACAAGCAGAAGAGCGUUACGGGAAGGAGCUAGUUCAAAUUGCUCGGAAGGCAGGAGGCCAAACAGAAAUCAACACUCUGAAAGCUUCAUUUGAAAUCCUAAAGCAACAAAUUGAAAGUAUUGGGAACUCUCACAUCCAGCUGGCCAUAAUGAUGAAGGAGGAACUGAAGGGCCUGGAAGAAUUCAGAGAAAGGCAGAAGGAGCAGAGGAGAAAGUAUGAAAGUACAAUGGAGCGAGUGCACAAGAACAAGCUCUCGAUGUACAAGAAGACCAUGGAGUCAAAGAAGUCUUAUGAGCAGAAGUGCAAAGACACUGAUGAGGCUGAACAGACCUUGGAGAGGAUAAGUGCCGUGGGCAACCCAAAGCAAACAGAAAAGAGUCAGAGCAAAGCAAAGCAGUGCAAAGAGGCAGCAACUGAAGCAGAAAGAGUGUACAAGCAGAACAUAGAAUUGUUGGAUCAGGCCCGGACUGCCUGGGAGCAGGAGCAUAUCAGCACUUGCGAGGCCUUCCAGCUCCAGGAAUGCGACCGAAUCACCAUUCUCCGGAAUUCCCUGUGGGUCCAUUGCAACCAGCUCUCCAUGCAGUGCGUGAAGGAUGAUGAGCUGUAUGAGGAGGUCCGAGUGAGCCUGGAGAACUGCAACAUAGACUCGGAUAUGAAUCACUUCGUUCAGAAUAAGAUGACUGGGAUGGAACCACCAGCUGCCAUUGGCUACGAAAACUAUUACGACAGAGUCGUGGCGGCUAAGACCUGCAGCAGCCCAGUCCCGACAUGCGGGAUGAUGAAGAGAUUCUCCGGAUUGCUCCACGGAAACAAUCGAAACACCUCUGACAGUAUUAUUCCCACAGCUCCACCAGCUGCUGAGAAAGCAGAUGGCGUUUAUGCAGCAAUUCACGUGGCCCAAGAAGAGGAGUUUUCUACAUCCGAGGACUACAGAGUCCUCUAUGAUUACACAGCCCAGAAUGAGGAUGAACUGGAUAUCCAAGCAGGUGAUGUUAUCUCCAUCAUCGAAGUAGGCGAUGAUGGCUGGUGGACUGCAGAACAGAACGGAAAGCAAGGAUUUGUGCCUGGGUCUUAUCUGGAAAAACUUUGAUGAGAGGAGCAACCUGGAGCAUUUUGAUUUUCCCUUCUCCGACCCCCCCCCCUCUAGAAAUGCCUUUUAAAAAUACAUCUUUGUGAAUGUCAUUAAGUGAAGAGCUAUGGGUCUACACUUAAAUUUAACAGAGAUUGCUGCCUAGUGUCCCAUGUUGCUAAAAACAGAACAGCACAACUACAAGAUACAUCCUUAUCUACUUUAGCAGAAUUUGGUAACUUGUAGUCUUCCUGCUGUUGCUGAACUGCAACUCUUUGUCAUCCCUGAUGAUUGUUUGGGUCUGAUGGGAGUUCGGAGUGGUGCAGGUUAGCAACCACAGGUUUAUGAUUUCUAAGAUGAUGGCCCCAUAAGGGAUCCACAGAGGACCUCUCUAGAAGACCCUUUUGUUGCAACGCAGCCCAACUGGGCAGCAACACAACCGUUUCAAGUGCCGCUUU